AGUACUGCAGCUGCAGCUGCAGAUCAGUGUGGGGUUUUGUGCAUCUCCGGUUGGAGGCAACGCACGACUUUUUGGGGAGGGGGGGGAAGCGAGCAAGGUGGGCUUGUAAGGGGGUGUUCCGAUGCAGUUGACCCCCCACCCCAUGCAAAAACUGGGGAAAGGAAGACCCUACCUGUCCUUUCCUAGGAGGGGAUGUUAGCAAAAACAUCCCCAUAGAAGCCAGGAUGGUGCAUAGCAGGUUGCCAGGAUGGUGCUACCUGGCGGGGAAGGCGUUAUCAAGGAGCAAUCGUGGUUUGCUGAAGGGGAAGAAGAGUCCUCACAAAGUGGCCUUGUUCACAAGUGAAGCAAACCUGGGUCCCACAGAAAAGGACCCAAAGACUAAUAAGCUUCUCAAGGAGUGGACCUUGGUUGUCACUCCUUUUGGUCUGCUGAAGGCGCGUCUCCCUUGCCACAUUACAGUGGGGCCCCUGGACCCCCAUAAGUACCCCGAUUCUGACAAGGUAUUUGUUGCCCUUAAGGGCAGGGAUUCCAAUCCUGACCCUGCCUCUGGUCUGCUUGUGAAUUACGAUGAAGCCCGGAAGGAGGUGAUUAUCUCUGGUGGCAUGGACGGCACAGCUUCCCUGGAUGUGAGGACCCCUGUAAAUUUUGAUUUGGAUAUCAAAACAACCAGAAAUGGCUCUGUGAAGAUUGAACAAAUGCAAUGUGCUAACUGCAAAGUAGAAACAGAGAAGGGAGCGAGUAUAUUGAAGUCAAUAAAGAGUCAUAAAAUUGAUCUCCGAGCAAAAGGAGGGGACGUUACCUGUUUGGGAACUCUUCAAGGAAAUACUGAUAUUCUUGUGUCACAAGAAAGUAAUGUGAACAUUGAAAAACUCCAAGGAUCAUCCAUUAACAUUACAAGUGAAAAUGGUUUGCUCAAAGCUAAAUAUUUGUAUUCCGACUCCUCGUUUCUGACUUCAGUGGCUGGCGACAUCUUACUGGGGAACGUCCAUGGUGAUAUUACCUUGGAGACCAAAACAGGGAGCAUCACAGUUGAUUCUUCUGAAGGAUCUUUAAAAGCCUUGACAAGUCGAGGAGAGAUAAACGCCUACGUUCUUCGUCAAACCGGAGAAGUUAAUCUGGCUUCUCAGGAAGGUUCCAUUACCCUCAAGGUACCUGCAACUCUUCAAACUUCUCUGAAAUUGUCUGGAAGGAAGGUGGAAAUCAGUCCAGAAAUCCAAUUGCAGGAGAUCCAGACUGUCUCGAGUGAAGAUCGUGUCGCAGUGACGGGCCACAUGGGUCAAAAGGAUGCAAAAGGAAGACACAUUAAAGCGGAGACACAGCAUGGCACCGUCAAUCUCAAAUGUCAAAGCUGGUUCCAAUCUUUGAAAUUGAAGAUUCCUUGACAAUACUUACUUUAUAAAUAAA
Molecule: messenger RNA, 1404 nt
Organism: Pseudonaja textilis
Lineage: Eukaryota; Metazoa; Chordata; Lepidosauria; Squamata; Elapidae
Gene: FAM185A
Product: family with sequence similarity 185 member A
Source: RefSeq, a predicted model, not a curated record